AGGUGGGUUACGUCACGUGACGCGGAAGUAAACUGAAUUGUUUCAGCGUGGUUGUUUUUAAAUGCUACAGGCGGGUUCAUCACGAAAACAAGCAGUUACGUUGUCAUUAUUCAUUCACAACUACUGUAUAUUCGCUUUUACAGAGAGAAAUGCGCUUUACUUUUCUGCACAGCUCUCUGCGUCGCCAACUCGAGGACUAAGUGUGUGGAUGAAGUGACCAUGAAGCAGGACAGUGAUGCUGUGAACGUCCCUGCAUGCUUCAUAUCCAGCCAUGAAGGCUUUCUUGGAAGCAUCAAGAACUUUAUCAGAGACUUUGUGGUGACUGAAAUAGACAUAAAUGGACAGCAAGUCAAUACACCAGCAGCAACACACGCUCCUCAGACACCACACUGUGCAUUUCCAGAAAAGACCAGUGAAACCAGCACAGAAUGGAAGCAGCACUAUGAUUUCCAGGUCAUACAGGAUACUGAUGGCUCAGCUGAUUGUAGGGUGGAUGUCACCAUACCUAGCCCAGGCAGUUUUGACCUGAGCAUGAUUUUAGGCCAGUCAGUCAGUGAGGAGCUUGAGCAGUUUGUGGUGAGUCUCAGAGAUGAGAAGGAAGAAGAUGAAAAGCCGGCCAACAAGGAGCUAUCUCUGGGAUACUUUGCCGACAAACACCAGAGAGCUAAUGUCCACCGUGCUGUCAGACACCGCUUCCCCUUCCUCAUGACCGUCACCAUACAACCUGAGAUCAGGGUGAGAGAAGACCCCGAUUACAGAGAGCUCUCCCAGCUGGUUACAGAGGAGGAAGCGGAGGACUUCUUCAGGUUCAUAGAUGCCAAAGUGCGAGACUCAUCAUACACAUUUCAACCUGAUGAUAAUAAGGAGCACAGGACUGCUGUCCACCACUUCCUGAGCCGACGGUUUGGCAAACUGGUGGAGACAAAAAGCUUCAACGAGCAGGAGAGGACAGCCAUCUCGGUUAGACUGAGGGAGAGAGGCAGGCCAAAGAAGAGGACAGCGGAGGACCGUAAGGAAGAGGAAGUUUACACCGCGUUCACUCUGCGUAAGGAGAACCUGGAGACUCUGGAGGCCAUCAGCUACAUGGCAGCAGCGCUCGGCGUCCUACCAUCAGAUUUCACCUACGCUGGGAUCAAGGAUAAGAGAGCCAUCACCUACCAGUCCAUGGUGGUUAAGAAGGUCUCACCUCAACGGUUGAAAGAGAAGACAGCAGAGUUCGAGAAGAGAGGGAUGUGUGUCUCUCAGGUCCGCUCUGUCAGCGAGCCUCUGAGGCUUGGACGACUGCAGGGGAACCACUUUGACCUGGUGGUCCGCCACCUGAGGCCACACGGGGCCGGUGACACACACCCCUCUGGUGCAGACACACACACUCGCCUGGUAGGGCUGGUAAAGGAAGCAGUGGAGAAUGUCAAGGCCAGAGGUUUCGUCAACUACUAUGGGCCUCAGAGGUUUGGGAGCGGGCAGAGUGUUCAGUCUGACCAAGUAGGGCUGGCUCUACUCAAAGAAGACAUGGUGAAUGCUGUGCGUCUGUUCUUCACUCCAGAAGAUGGCGAUGAUCCUCAGAGCCAGGCGAAGAGACAUUUCCUUCAAACAGAUAAUGCUAAGGAGUCUUUGGCAUUGAUGCCCUUGUCCAAAGCGAGGGAGCGGCUGAUGCUGCGGGCCCUGAACCGCUACGGUACUGGUCCAGAUGGUUGUGCCCAAGCCUGGCUCAGCCUGCCCCAUAGCAUGAGAGUCUUCUACCCACAUGCCUACUGCAGCAGAGUGUGGAACGAGGCGGUGGCACACAGGUUGGCUACUCUGGGCCACAGUGCCAGGCAAGGAGACCUGGUGUGGAUCCAGUCAGGGCAAAACAAACUGGAGGACAGCGAGGAAUCCAGCGCUCAGAUACAUGUGGUGACAGACCAAGAGGAACAAGAGGGAGUCUACUCUCUGGGACAAGUAUUACUACCGAUGCCAGGAAACACAGUGAAGUAUCCAGAAAAUGCCAUGGGGACUUGGUACCAGGAAAGACUGGCCAGAGACGGACUGGAGAACUGUCGCUUCAGAGUCAGCAGCCUCAAAUUGAACCUGCCAGGCUGCUACCGCCCCCUGCUGGCCUUUCUACACAACCUCAGCUACCAGCUACAGAGAGCGGCUGCCGGUGGGGAGGGAGGGGGAGAGAUGACAGGAAACAGCAGUAGAAAAAGUGACAACCACCUGAAUGUCACAGCAGUAGAAGGAAAGCAGGACUCAGACUUGCUCACACUCACCUUAAACUUCGACCUGGACACCUCCUGCUAUGCCACUAUCUGCCUCAGAGAGAUUAUGAAGUGUGAUCCCUAGAGGUCAGAUGUCAUGUUCCCAGUUGUGUUAGUAUACACUUCAAAAAAAAAAGAAAAGAGAAUCUCUUCUCUUUUUCAAAGAGACAGCUUUUUGUAAUCUACCGACACUGUUUUGUACCUCAGUUGACCCCAUGGUGGUUGUGAUUUAGUGUCAGUAGCAUUUGUCGUUAAAGUACUGAGCACAAGACUCAUCCUGCAUGGAGAAAACAUACAGUCUAGUUGAUAUAACUCAUAAUAAAAAGACGGCACUACAAAAUGUGAACAAGUCUUAAUGAGAUAGCACUUGAAGCUGCUUGGAUUUGGUUAAAACUCCUGAGUAAGAAACAUUUCAUUUUAGCUUUGUGUUACAUUGUGGCCAAUAAGUUACAUCGCCAUUGUUUACUUCCAAGUGUGCAAAGUUUGUAUUUGUGUUUUGUGCCAUUAAUUAAACUUUUAGAAUGUAAGGAAUCAA
This is a messenger RNA of Thunnus maccoyii (southern bluefin tuna), 2772 nucleotides long. It is a transcript of the gene pus7l, whose product is annotated as pseudouridine synthase 7 like. Gene Ontology annotation, biological process: pseudouridine synthesis. Gene Ontology annotation, molecular function: RNA binding; pseudouridine synthase activity. Lineage: Eukaryota; Metazoa; Chordata; Actinopteri; Scombriformes; Scombridae. The transcript has 10 exons. The coding region runs from base 220 to 2322 and encodes 700 amino acids. Gene Ontology annotation, cellular component: nucleus. The record is from RefSeq and is a predicted model, not a curated record.